AUGGCCCAAACCCGCGGCGCAACCGGCCACUCCAAGCCAAGAGUCUUCACCACCGUCUCGACUGAGCCUGUCCGCAAGCGGCAGACCACGGCCGCCACCACGGGUGGCACUACCAAAAAGCGUAAGACCGCUUCCAAGAAAGCAGGUGCAACGACGGCCAACGCAGGCGUGACGAAGAAGCGGGCGCCUGCGACGCACCACAAGAGAAAGCCCACACUCGCGGAUAAGGUCGAGGGCGCGGUUGAGAAGGUCGUCGGUAUUGUCGAGGGAAAACCUGGCAAGAAGGCCGCAGGCACGAAGAAGAUGAGAGGCACGGAUGGGAAGGGGAGUAAGGUGGCAAAGACUGCGAAGAUCGAGGCAUAA
Molecule: messenger RNA, 363 nt
Organism: Cladophialophora psammophila CBS 110553
Lineage: Eukaryota; Fungi; Ascomycota; Eurotiomycetes; Chaetothyriales; Herpotrichiellaceae
Exons: 1
Coding region: 1-363 (120 amino acids)
Source: RefSeq, a predicted model, not a curated record